AGGCAGGCCCGCGUGCUCACCCCCGCCCCUCCCCUCCCCUCGGCCUCCGUGCUCCCUCGCCGAACCCACCCCGGGCUCCGGCUCAACCGCAGCCGAAGCAACGCGGGGCGCUCCCCACCCCAGAUCCGGCGCCGCCGCCACGCUCCGCUGCCCUGCCCCCCCUCCUCUCCUCACCUGCGCGAUCUGAUGCGCCCCCACGCGGUCGCCAGCGGCGAUGCGGUGCAAGCUUAACUCGUCGGUGUACAAGCGCGUGCCGUCCAGGGAGGCCGCCAUGGAGCCCGACGUCGAGACGCCGAUGAGGGUGACGACGGACGCCGUCGCGGGCCCGUCGUGGCGCAUGUCGCUGCCGCACGUCUGCGUCGCCACGCUCACCUCGUUCCUCUUCGGAUACCACUCCGGGGUGGUCAAUGAGCCCCUGGAGAGCAUCUCCGCCGACCUUGGCUUCUCCGGCAACACUCUUGCUGAAGGACUCGUGGUGAGCAUCUGCUUGGGCGGAGCCUUUAUCGGGUGCCUGUUCAGCGGCUCCGUCGCUGAUGGAAUCGGGCGCCGCCGUGCGUUCCAGCUCAGUGCACUUCCCAUGAUCAUUGGUGCUGCCAUAAGUGCUCUCACCAAUAGUUUGGAGGGUAUGCUUCUAGGAAGAUUUUUGGUUGGAACAGGGAUGGGAUUGGGCCCACCAGUAGCUUCACUAUAUAUAACAGAGGUUUCUCCUCCUACAGUGAGGGGCACAUAUGGCAGCUUUGUUCAGAUUGCGACCUGUCUUGGGAUCAUUGUAUCGCUCCUAAUUGGUACACCUGUUAAAGAUAUUGAUAGAUGGUGGAGAGUAUGUUUCUGGGUUGCAGCUAUACCAGCAACUUUACAAGCUCUUGCUAUGGAGUUCUGUGCCGAGAGCCCCCAGUGGCUAUAUAAGUGUGGAAGAACAAUUGAAGCAGAGAUGCAAUUCGAAAAGCUUCUAGGCCCCCUUCAUGUAGAAUCAGCCAUGGCAGAACUUUCUAGAUCUGAAAGAGAUGAUGGAGGAAGUGUAAAGUACUCAGAAUUGUUUUAUGGUCGCCACUUCAAUGUUGUUUUUAUUGGCGCGGUGCUAUUUGCUUUACAACAGUUAUCUGGCAUAAAUUCGGUGUUCUAUUUCUCCUCAACUGUGUUCAGAGGUGUGGGGGUGCCUGCUAACCUUGCCAACAUAAGCAUGGGGAUUUCGAAUCUAUCAGGCUCCAUUAUAGCAAUGGUUCUAAUGGACAAGUUAGGUAGAAAAAUGCUGCUUUCUGGGAGUUUUCUUGGAAUGGCCUUCGCAAUGGGGCUUCAGGCUGUUGGUGCAAACCGUCAGUAUCUUGGUUCUACAAGUGUAUAUCUUUCAGUUGGUGGAAUGCUGUUGUUUGUCUUGUCAUUUUCAUUAGGAGCAGGCCCAGUUCCAGGACUUCUUUUGCCUGAAAUUUUUCCCAAUAAAAUUCGAGCAAAGGCCGUGGCUCUCUGCAUGUCUGUGCAUUGGAUUGUAAACUUCUUUGUAAGUCUGCUGUUCUUGCGUCUUCUGGAGCAACUUGGUCCACAGGUUCUGUAUACAAUAUUUUCAUCAGUCUGCGUGGUAGCUGCAAUAUUUGUGCGGCGCCAUGUCCUUGAAACAAAGGGAAAGACUUUGCAAGAGAUAGAAGUUUCGCUCCUACAAGCACAGUAAAGACAUUUUAAGGCAGUGGUGAUGUAUAAUCAGAUGCUGGACGUGAACUGACUUUAAGUUUGAAAUUUAAAGGCCCAUAUGAUUAGAAGCAUGUAGUUGAGCACCUUAAGACAUGAUGAGAUGGAUUCAUUGGCUGCCGCAUGCUCUUACAACGCAGGUUCUAUCCGGGUGGUACAGAUUCGACGUUGAUUGGAGUCUGAAACGACACUGCUUGCCAAAUACCAACCAGCUGCUCUGGUAUCCUGCUUGCUGAUUCCUGAAUCAAGUCGUCUCUUGAGAAUGGCGAUGCCCAACAAUGGUCCCAGGGAAGUUACAGACAUGCGCCUGCGACUGCUAGGGCACCCCAGUUUCUACGUAGACAUGUACUGAGGUUGUGCCUGUAUAGCCCGCCCUAGGUAUAGGAUACCUUGUAUUUUCUUUUCUAUUUAUACAAAUACGUGUUGAAGUACCAGUAAGAAGAUACUACAGCUUGGCUGUUGAUGAGCACAGUUAGAACGAGGAACAUCUCAUGAUUUGCAUUAUACGUUCGGACGAAUAAUUAAGAGCACCGUGCGGCAUGCGUUGUUGGACGGAAGAUGUGUAUUUCAUCUCAAUAUUCAAAUUCUCAAGGGUGGUUGGGUGAA
Molecule: messenger RNA, 2286 nt
Organism: Panicum virgatum (switchgrass)
Lineage: Eukaryota; Viridiplantae; Streptophyta; Magnoliopsida; Poales; Poaceae
Product: probable plastidic glucose transporter 2
Exons: 15
Coding region: 215-1663 (482 amino acids)
Biological process (GO): monosaccharide transmembrane transport
Cellular component (GO): membrane
Molecular function (GO): hexose transmembrane transporter activity
Source: RefSeq, a predicted model, not a curated record